Molecule: messenger RNA, 1874 nt
Organism: Stomoxys calcitrans (stable fly)
Lineage: Eukaryota; Metazoa; Arthropoda; Insecta; Diptera; Muscidae
Gene: Pect
Product: ethanolamine-phosphate cytidylyltransferase
Exons: 6
Coding region: 7-1119 (370 amino acids)
Biological process (GO): phosphatidylethanolamine biosynthetic process
Cellular component (GO): cytoplasm
Molecular function (GO): ethanolamine-phosphate cytidylyltransferase activity
Source: RefSeq, a predicted model, not a curated record
UAUGAUAUGGUCCAUUUUGGCCAUGCCAACUCAUUGAGACAAGCCAAAGCUCUUGGUGAUAAAGUCAUUGUUGGCAUACAUACAGAUGAGGAAAUAACCAAGCACAAAGGUCCUCCCGUCUUCACCGAAGAGGAACGUGUCAAAAUGGUCAAAGGCAUUAAAUGGGUGGAUGAGGUGGUAUUGGGUGCUCCAUAUGUUACCACAUUGGAAGUUCUAGAUGAACACAACUGUGAUUUCUGUGUACAUGGAGAUGAUAUUACAAUGACCGCGGAGGGAGUUGACACAUACCAUCUGGUGAAAAAAGCCAAUAGAUAUAAGGAAGUAAAACGCACAGCUGGUGUAUCCACAACAGAUUUAGUCGGCCGCAUGCUGCUAUUAACCAAAAAUCAUUUCCAUCAGGGUUCAGCCGAAUAUGCCAUAGAAAAAGAAGUUUUAGUUGAUCAUAUCGUAAAUAAAACCAUACCAAAAUCAAAAUUAUUAUCAUCAGGUUCUUCGAAUAUGGGUCAAGAUUCAGCGGCCAAAUCUCCCUGGACCGGUUGUAGCCAAUUCCUGCCCACCACCCAAAAAAUUAUACAAUUCAGCGAUGGCAAGUCCCCCAAACCUGGUGAUAAAAUUGUCUAUGUUGCUGGUGCCUAUGAUUUAUUCCAUGUUGGCCAUUUAGACUUUUUAGAAAAAGCCCACGAAUUAGGAGAUUAUCUCAUUGUUGGUCUACAUACAGAUCCUGUGGUUAAUUCAUAUAAGGGUAGCAAUUAUCCCAUAAUGAAUCUGCAUGAACGUGUUCUCAGCGUUUUAGCAUGCAAGUAUGUCAAUGAAGUUGUUAUUGGUGCCCCCUACUGUGUUACCGAAGAUCUUCUCGAUCAUUUCAAAGUUGAUGUGGUAUGUCAUGGCCAGACUCCCAUUGCUCUGGAAGAUGGUAAAAUCGAUCCCUAUGCUAUACCAAAGACACGAGGCAUUUUCAGCCUAAUCGACUCGCAAAACACAAUGACCACAGAGCGUAUUGUGGAACGCAUCAUAUCGCAUCGUUUGGAAUACGAGAGACGCAACAAGGCCAAAGAGAAGAAGGAGGUAGAGGCCUUCGAGGCGCUGCAAAGGGCCAAACAAACGCAAAAGGCUGGCUAAUAAUUAAUGAAAUUGGAGUAGAAUGCAGAAAAUCCAAACACACACAUACACCUCUACAUCUACAACUACAACAAACACCCACACAAUACAAAUCUCUGAAACUACAAUAUAAUUACUACUUUAUAUAGAAAAGAUAAAAAACAACAAAGUACUAAAUUUCACCUUUUCCAAAUGCCUAAUUAAAGGAAUUAAUAAGGAAAACAAAGGCCACAAGGGCCUGCAAUAUUUGCUAAAAGGAGAAAUUUAAUGAUUUUUUUUUAAUUUUUAUUAAAAAAUUUAUUAAUUAUUAUGUUUGUAUAACUAUUUUUUUAAGCUUUUAUUGUGCUUAUUUAAUUUAUGUUUUUUUAUAAUUGUUAUAUUUUUUUCUAACAAAUUCUUUUUCCCAACUUCCAAAAACUCAUUUUUUGUUAAAAUUUUUUUUUAUACAAAAUUCCUAAAAAUAUUAAUUUUUGAUAUACAUAUUUAAAUAUUUUUUUAGAAUGAAUUGAAUGUAUAUUAUUUUAUGGGAAAAUUUCUACAAUUUGUUCAAUGUUUAUUUUUUGCUUUUUUGUUUGUAAAAUUUUUACACUUUCUUUGGCAAAGAGUUGUCUAGGAAUGGAAAAUUUGAAAUGUGUGGACACAUUUUGGUGUCUUUAUAUACAAUAUAUAGAACAUACAAUAUACAAAUAUAUAUUUUAGUUAGAAAUUUAUAUAUAAAUUAUUACACACCACAGAAAAACUGUAUGAGAGAGCAAUGAUAUUGGCCCAAUAAUAGU